Messenger RNA from Bicyclus anynana (squinting bush brown), 1907 nucleotides. Its product is annotated as heat shock protein 68-like. The transcript has a single exon. The record is from RefSeq and is a predicted model, not a curated record. Bases 8 to 1900 code for a protein of 630 amino acids. Gene Ontology annotation, biological process: cellular response to unfolded protein; protein refolding. Gene Ontology annotation, molecular function: misfolded protein binding; ATP hydrolysis activity; ATP-dependent protein folding chaperone. Lineage: Eukaryota; Metazoa; Arthropoda; Insecta; Lepidoptera; Nymphalidae. Gene Ontology annotation, cellular component: cytoplasm.
ACCUAAGAUGCCAGCUAUCGGUAUAGAUUUGGGAACAACUUAUUCUUGUGUGGGUGUGUGGCAACAUGGAAACGUAGAUAUUAUAGCGAAUGAUCAGGGUAACCGAACAACACCGUCAUAUGUUGCGUUUACAGACACGGAGCGCCUGGUAGGAGAUGCUGCUAAAAACCAGGUUGCCCUUAACCCUAGCAAUACAAUAUUCGACGCCAAACGUCUAAUAGGUAGAAAGUUUGAUGAUCCCAAGAUCCAGCAAGACCUCAAACACUGGCCUUUCAAAGUUAUAAACGAUGGAGGUAAGCCAAAAAUUCAGAUCAUGUAUAAAGGGAAAACCAAACGCUUUGCCCCUGAAGAGAUAAGCAGUAUGGUGCUGAUUAAAAUGAAAGAAAUAGCUGAAGCAUAUUUAGGAAUGUCUAUUACAAAUUCUGUUAUAACUGUGCCUGCAUAUUUUAAUGAUUCCCAACGGCAGGCUACGAAAGAUGCCGGAGCUAUCGCUGGUUUAAACGUUCUUCGUAUUAUCAAUGAACCUACAGCUGCUGCGCUGGCAUACGGUUUAGACAAAAAUUUAAAAGGAGAAAGGAAUGUAUUAAUAUUUGAUUUAGGAGGAGGUACUUUCGAUGUUUCGGUCCUAUCCAUUGAUGAGGGUUCGUUAUUUGAAGUUAAAGCAACUGCUGGAGAUACACAUCUUGGAGGAGAAGAUUUCGACAGUCGACUUGUAAAUUAUCUCGCUGGCGAAUUUAAAAGAAAGCAUGCAAAAGAUUUAAGUGCCAAUCCAAAAGCAUUGCGUCGUCUUAGAACUGCAGCAGAAAGGGCCAAGAGAACACUGUCUUCUAGCACUGAGGCUAACUUAGAGAUUGAUGCUUUAUAUGAAGGUAUCGAUUUCUUCUCACGAAUAUCUAGAGCACGAUUCGAAGAGCUAAAUAGUGAUCUCUUUCGUAUGACACUAGACCCUGUUGAGAAGGCUCUAAAAGAUGCAAAACUAGAUAAAAAUUCGAUAAACGACAUCGUUUUAGUCGGAGGUUCUACACGCAUCCCUAAAAUACAAAGUUUGCUGCAAAACUUUUUCAAUGGCAAGAAGCUCAAUUUGUCUAUCAAUCCCGACGAAGCUGUUGCAUAUGGGGCAGCAGUACAAGCAGCUAUAUUGAGCGGAGAACGCCAUUCCAAAAUAAAAGAUGUCUUACUUGUCGAUGUUACUCCUUUGUCUUUAGGAAUAGAAACCGCUGGUGGAGUUAUGACAAAUAUAGUAGAGCGAAACGCAAAGAUCCCUUGUAAGCACUCUCAGACUUUUACAACAUACUCUGACAACCAACUUGCGGUAACUAUUCAAGUGUAUGAAGGUGAAAGGGCCAUGACCAAGGACAAUAAUUUACUGGGAACUUUCGAUUUAACUGGCAUUCCGCCGGCACCACGCGGUGUCCCUCAGGUCGACGUAACGUUUGAUUUGGACGCCAACGGCAUACUUAAUGUGUCAGCUAAAGAAAACAGCACUGGUAAAAGCAAAAACAUCGUAAUAAAGAACGACAAAGGACGUCUUUCACAAGCCGAUAUAGACAAGAUGAUAGCUGACGCAGAUACAUACAAAGAUGAAGAUGAUAGACAAAGAAAUCGUUUGGCUGCUCGCAAUAGAUUGGAAACGUAUAUUUUCGGUGUCAAACAAGCUAUCAACGAAGCUGGGGGUAAAGUUGGAGAUUCUGAAAGUUCACGAGCUCGUAGUUUAUGUGACGAAACUCUGAAUUGGCUCGAAAUGAAUUCUUUGGCAGAACAAGUCGAGUAUGAGGAAAAGUUCAAAGAGGUGUCAGCAGUUUGCGUUCCUAUUAUGAGAAAGCUGCAUGGCGGUGGUAUGAAAACUAAUAGAAGCAAUAGCGGUGGUAAAGACGGGCCAGUGAUAGAGGAGGUUGAUUGAAUAUUAU